Symphalangus syndactylus (siamang) is the source of this 3907-nucleotide messenger RNA. It is a transcript of the gene ACSF3, whose product is annotated as acyl-CoA synthetase family member 3. The record is from RefSeq and is a predicted model, not a curated record. Gene Ontology annotation, biological process: fatty acid metabolic process. Gene Ontology annotation, molecular function: medium-chain fatty acid-CoA ligase activity. NCBI's taxonomy places the organism in Eukaryota, Metazoa, Chordata, Mammalia, Primates, Hylobatidae.
GGCGCCGCGCCAGGGGGACGCGCUUGGGCGACGGACGCGCCACGCCGGGGAAGCCGUUGGGCGCCGGAAGCAGUUGCGGCCCGACUCACAACCCUGCGGGACCCGGCCCGACCCCGGCGCGCGCGCGGCGGAGGACGAGGAAGAGUUGUGGAGAGGCCGAUCCUGCCCCGCGGCCGCGGCCGUCUCGUAGGUCGGCCCCAGGAGGCUCCCGGGAACGCCUGUCAGUGCGAUGCUGCCCCAUGUGAUGCUCACCUUCCCGCGCCUGGGCUGUGCCUUGGCCUCCUGCCGGCUGGCUCCUGCGAGACACAGAGGAAGUGGUCUUCUGCACACAGCCCCGGUGGCCUGCUCAGACAGGAGUGCCCCGGUGUUCACCCGUGCCCUGGCCUUUGGGGACAGAAUCGCCCUGGUUGACCAGCACAGCCGCCACACGUACAGGGAGCUUUAUUCCCGCAGCCUUCGCCUGUCCCAGGAGAUCUGCAGGCUCCGCGGGUGUGUCAGCGGGGACCUCCGGGAAGAGAGGGUCUCCUUCCUGUGCGCUAACGACGCCUCCUACGUCGUGGCCCAGUGGGCCUCGUGGAUGAGCGGCGGUGUGGCAGUCCCCCUCUACAGGAAGCACCCCGCGGCCCAGCUGGAGUACGUCAUCUGCGACUCCCAGAGCUCUGUGGUCCUCGCCAGCCAGGAGUACCUGGAGCUGCUGAGCCCAGUGGUCAGGAAGCUGGGGGUCCCGCUGCUGCCGCUCACACCAGCCAUCUACACUGGAGCAGUACAGGAACCGGCAGAAGUCCCAGUCCCAGAGCAGGGGUGGAGGGACAAGGGCGCCAUGAUCAUCUACACCAGUGGGACCACAGGGAGGCCCAAGGGCGUGCUGAGCACGCACCAAAACAUCAGGGCUGUGGUGACCGGGCUGGUCCACAAGUGGGCGUGGACCAAAGACGACGUGAUCCUCCACGUGCUCCCGCUGCACCACGUCCAUGGCGUGGUCAACGCGCUGCUCUGUCCUCUCUGGGUGGGAGCCACCUGUGUGAUGAUGCCUGAGUUCAGCGCUCAGCAGGUCUGGGAAAAGUUCUUAAGUUCUGAAACGCCGCGGAUCAAUGUCUUUAUGGCAGUGCCUACAAUAUACACCAAGCUGAUGGAGUACUACGACAGGCAUUUUACCCAGCCACAUGCCCGGGAUUUCUUGCGUGCAGUUUGUAAAGAAAAUAUUAGGCUCAUGGUCUCAGGCUCAGCCGCCUUGCCCCUCCCAGUGCUGGAGAAGUGGAAGAACAUCACGGGCCACACCCUGCUGGAGCGGUAUGGCAUGACCGAGAUCGGCAUGGCUCUGUCCGGGCCCCUGACCGCCGCCGCGCGCCUGCCAGGUUCCGUGGGGACCCCGCUGCCUGGAGUACAGGUGCGCAUUGUCUCAGAAAACCCACAGAAGGAAGGCUGCUCCUACACCGUUCACGCAGAGGGAGACGAGAGGGGGACCAAGGUGACCCCAGGGCUUGAAGAAAAGGAGGGGGAGCUGCUGGUGAGGGGACCCUCCGUGUUUCGAGAAUACUGGAAUAAACCAGAAGAAACUAAAAGUGCAUUCACCCUGGAUGGCUGGUUUAAGACAGGGGACACCGUGGUGUUUAAGGACGGCCAGUACUGGAUCCGAGGCCGGACCUCAGUGGACAUCAUCAAGACCGGAGGCUACAAGGUCAGCGCCCUGGAGGUGGAGUGGCAUCUGCUGGCCCACCCCAGCAUCACAGAUGUGGCUGUGAUUGGAGUUCCGGAUAUGACAUGGGGCCAGCGGGUCACUGCUGUGGUGACCCUCCGAGAAGGACACUCACUGUCCCACAGGGAGCUCAAAGAGUGGGCCAGAGAUGUCCUGGCCCCGUACGCAGUGCCCUCGGAGCUGGUGCUGGUGGAGGAGAUCCCGCGGAACCAGAUGGGCAAGCUUGACAAGAAGGCGCUCAUCAGGCACUUCCUCCCCGCAUGACCCGGUAGGCUGGGGCCGCGGGUCUGGCGGGGAGCAGCAGAGGUCCCCUUCACACUGAGCGCCACAGGGCCCCGUCCAAGACCUGGCCUUGAACCUGAACCCCCAAAUCAGGUCACGUAGAAUCAAGAACUGUUUGGGUGAAAUCACCAUGUGAGGUCCCCAGCCUCGGGCCAGUUGUUGCAGCUCAAGGAGACCGUCCCUGGUGUCACCUCUGCCUGGUGGCCGCCGACCUCACCUGUGCAGUGCGAUGCAGCCAUGCUCUGGUGUUGCCAGCCCCUGGCCCCACGUGCUCAGGCACCUCCCGCCCCACAGUGCCCUGCAGUUGCCAGGCUCUCCAGGGCAGGUCCCGGAGGUGUCCCCCAAAAAAGAAAAGACUCCACUGGAGGAAACGAGCCCCUGUCCCACGCCGUCUGCCCGUGCCUGUGACUGCGCGCAGACAUGUCUGCACGUGCCUGUGCCUCACCCGGAGCCAGUGUCUCCCGGCCCACAUAGGAGGUCUGGGCGGCCACCCAGGGGGCCCUCCUGGGAGGAGCUGAGGGUUCACAAGCCUCCCAGAACCAGCCCUGUCCCAUAGGUUCCGGGCGUUUCCUGGUGCCACUCUCAGGAGAGCAGCUCCCACUGUGGGGACACCUGCCACCCUGCACACUACUGUGUGUCCGUCAGCAUGUGUCACAAAGUGCGUGGACAGACAGCCCUGGAGCUGCUCUGCCAUGACCCUGCCUCACCCCCCAGUGCAGGGACCUUCCAGGUCAUCUCCACACCAGCCCCUCAGCCAGUGAACCCUCCUUCCCAUCACCGUCUCUACCCAGACCCCCACGUACCCCAUGGCCCCUCAUCUCAUGUCUAUGGCUCACCAGCUUUUCCCCAGACCCAGCUCCAGAGCCCACAGGCGUGGCCAAUGCAGAAACCUUAGGAACAUGUGUUGUGAAUGUUCGGUGCACCCACGUUGUAUUUACUUAGCGGAGUCAAUUCAGAUGCACGGGGCCACAGGCAGAAUCCAGAAGUUUCUGGACAAUUUUCAGAAUAGGCUGCCUCCUCCCCACAGCCUCUGGGAAGUAACAGUCAUAGCCCAGCAGUGUCUGGCCUAAACUUAACCAGAACAUUCUGCCCCCUGAAUGCACGUCUGAAAGAGUGGCCAGAAACGAGUGUGCUGGGCAGGAGACCAGCCCCAUCUGAGGCUCACAUGCCUCGUGGACAGUUGAACGUGGCCUGGGGCCCUGCUCACUUAAGCAUGUCGCCCACCAAGCUUGUCUGAGGCCACAGAGCAGCGUCCCAGCCAUUUUCCAGGACGGGUGGGUGCCCCAGUCCACGGCCCUGCCCCACCCGAACUCCUGCCUCACUGUGUGGCCUUGUGCAUCCCCAUGGCCUGACCCCGGGAACAGUCAGAGGAAGGGGCCCCGCCGUCCCGCCGGAGGCCUGGACCCAAGGGAAUGGCACUCAGAGACCACAGUCCAGACGUUUGUGUCUAGGCCUUGCUAGCAGCUACGGAAAUGCGUUCUGUUGGGAAAAGAUCAAAUUUAACAUAGAAAGAUUUUUACUGAAUUCCACUAAUUUUACAUUUGCAUCUCUCUCCUUUAAUCCUGAAACUUUUGAUUCCUAAAAAGUUUACAUAAUCAUUUGCUUUAUCGGAUGGUAUAUAUCAAUAUAUCAUGCUUUCAAAAUAAUGAGGGUAACUUUCUGCUGAGAAUACCACAAACCACAGAAAGCCUGGAGCUCGCUGACCAGAACAUGGUGCUUCACGGCCAUGCGGUUGAAUGCCGUGUUCUAAAGUCACGAGCGACUCUCCAGCCGGUCCCUGUGCCAGGCCGGUCGGCCUUCAUGCACACAGCCCGCCAGUGCCCAGCCAGGACCCUGGUUCCCCUCCGCUCCACCAGCCGAGAACAAGCCCGUCCUGCAGGGAACUCAUCCUCUCCUCCCUCUCCAUUAAAGCCCAGUUUCUUCCCCGUC